AUGGCAGCUGAGGUGAAAUCUGGUGAUUUUAGAUUAAAGUUCUUGAUAACCAUGAAAUCAAUGCAUGGCUGGAAUGCCUUGCAGGAAGCUCUAGAGAAGAAAAGCAAAGCAGAAAGACAGAAGAUCCUGACUGAGUCUUUCCACCAGAAGGAAAUAGAAAUUGCUUUAGAGAUAGCAUGCAAACAAGGAAUGAUAGGAGCUGUGCAGUUUCUUACAGAUAAAUGUGGCAUUGAUGUCGAAAAAGUUAAGAAUGUUUGUGUGUGGACUGCAGCAAGUGGAAGGCAUUCUAAUAUUGUGAAAUAUUUCAUUGAAAACCAUUCUUUUGAUGUUAAUCUGCAAAAUGACCAAGGAAUGGCAGCCAUACAUUUUGCUUGUGUUUCUGGAAAUGAACAUUUAGUGGAGUAUCUAGUUAACAAAGGAGCCAGUUUGACAGACACUAAUAACAAAAAUGUGAAUUGUCUUAUGGCUGGUGCUUGGGCUGGCUCUUUAAAAAUAUGUGAAAUGGCCAUAAAAGCCGGAGUGGAUGUCAAUGCCAAAAACUGCUAUGAUGAACACAUUCUUCAUGGGACUAUCCGACAGGGCUUCAAUUUAAACGAGAGUCGUCUACAUAUCAUAGACUAUUUGGUUAAGGCAGGAGCAAAUGUGAACAGUGUAAAUACUGCAAACAUACCAGUGGUCAUAUAUGCUGCUCUUACCUUUCAAUCAUGCACUAAAACUCUAGGGUAUUUCCUGAAGCAUCCUCAAGUGAACAUGCAUGAUAAAAUUGAUGCAAUGAAAUAUGGAGGAGCAUUCUUGAUUAGCACAGGGAAUUCAAAAAGAGGAUUCAAGUAUUGGACAAGAGCUGUUGAACUCCAGGAGAAGAUGAAAUUUGUAGAAGAUGAGAAUAACAAUUCUGCACCUUAUCAUGGUGAUUUUUCUUCCUAUGAGCCAACUUGCAUUGAAGAUAUCCAUAGAAUGAAGGAAAAUCCAGUUCUACCAAUUUAUUUCAUGUUUGCACUUUUAUCUAAGCUUCAUGUCAAGUAUGGUCAUAAUUGCAUACCAUGUCUAGAAGGGUUAACUGAUGUGAUUAUUUCACUGGGAUGUUAUGGUUUCUUUCUAGAAGUUUUUGCAUUCACCUUCCUUCACACCUUUUCAAACAAUGAAAAUGUGAGUGCAAUUCCAGAGUAUGAUAGUGCCUUCAGGACCAUCUGUGUCAUAUUAGCCUGGCAUGAUGAGAAGGGAGAUGAAAUUUUCCCAAAAGUGUUGGAAUUUUAUAAGAAAAUGUCUUGCGGUUUUGAAAUGAAACAGCUGUGCUGCCAGAAGGUAAUUGAGGAUGAAGCAGAAGAGAUUUCACAAACAGAGAGAGAUUUAAGGGAGAUAAUUGUACAUGCACUUGAAUAUAACUGUCCGCAUGAUGGAGAUGAGGGGAGUGAUUUGGAUACUUGUUCUUCUUAUGAUGACUAUAAAGAUGGAAAACAGAGAAAUAUGUACAUGAAACUUAUGAUACAACUCAGUGCUUUGAUUCUUGGCAUUUUUCCCAGUCAUAGAGAGGAAUUCCUGCCCUCUCUUUUUAAGCUUCUGAUAACAAAGUUCAGGGAUGAAAAACAAGUAACUUUUCUCCACAUUGCCAUAGAAUGCAUGGAGACCACUCAAGAUUAUCAAUGGGAUGAAGAUAACCAGGCAGAACUAGUAAAGAUACUGAUAGAAAAUGGAGAAGAUGUAAAUGCCACAGAUAAUUACCUCUGCUCACCUGUACAUGAACGGGCUGCAAUUGUACAAUGUGAUAACCUACAUCUCAUUCAGGAAACAGUGGACUUGAUGGUAAAGCAUGGUGCUCACUUGGACAUCAGAAAUAAGAUUGGUUUGUCAGGGCUUAAUGAUAUGAUUGAUUGUGGAGUUAAAGUUAAUACUGCAGCAAAUCAAACGCUCCAAUGUCUGGCAGCUGAAGUUAUCAUGGAGAAGAAUCUAGAUUACCGAAGUUCCACUCCAAAAGCCUUGUGGGAUUUCAUUCAGCUGCAUGAUCCAGAGGAACGUUUGGAUGAGUGUAAAAUUCCGUAUGCUUGCACAUUCUACGGUCCAGAACGGUUUUGGUUUAAUGUAGAAGAUCAUGUGUGUGAUGUAUAAUGAAGCUGGUCCAUAAGAAUUGAUGGUUCCAAAAUGAAGGAAUUGACAGAGAGACUGUACAUUCAUUUUCAUAGUAUCGAAAUAGAAGGACUAAAGGUUGUUUUAAAAAGAAAGAUCUUGAGCCCUGCUUGCCGAAAUACUUACUUGAUUGUUUCCUCUUUUAGAUA
Saccostrea echinata is the source of this 2270-nucleotide messenger RNA. RefSeq lists its product as uncharacterized. The record is from RefSeq and is a predicted model, not a curated record. The coding region runs from base 1 to 2103 and encodes 700 amino acids. Lineage: Eukaryota; Metazoa; Mollusca; Bivalvia; Ostreida; Ostreidae. Gene Ontology annotation, molecular function: protein binding. The transcript has a single exon.